This is a messenger RNA of Oncorhynchus nerka (sockeye salmon), 845 nucleotides long. Its product is annotated as zinc finger and SCAN domain-containing protein 21-like. Gene Ontology annotation, biological process: regulation of transcription by RNA polymerase II. The transcript is spliced from 2 exons. The record is from RefSeq and is a predicted model, not a curated record. Gene Ontology annotation, molecular function: RNA polymerase II cis-regulatory region sequence-specific DNA binding; DNA-binding transcription factor activity. NCBI's taxonomy places the organism in Eukaryota, Metazoa, Chordata, Actinopteri, Salmoniformes, Salmonidae. Bases 222 to 845 code for a protein of 207 amino acids.
GGUAGCUUGCUAGCCAAAAUUUAAAAAAAAACUAAAAUAUUAAAGCUCUUUUACAUGGUUUCGGUGUAUAUUAACCACUGUAUUUUAAACACACUUUUGUCGUCUUAUCCCGUUUAAAUUAACAUUUACUCUGUUGUUAUUAGUCAGGUAGCCCGGUUUGAUAAAUUGGCCUAGCACUAGGCUAGUCGCUAAUGCUAACUAGCUAGCUGUCAUCCUUGACCAUGAGUUCACUAAACUACUCUCCUCUUGCUAAAGAAGAAGAGGUCUGCUGGACGGAGAAAGAGGGUCUGUGGCUGAAUGUUGUCGUGAAAGAGGAGAAGGAAGAAGAGGAUGUCACAGUAAAACAAGAAGUAGAAGGUGAGGCUUUUACAGUGAAAGAAGAAGAGAAAGACGUUUCAGUGAAAGAAGAGGAAGACUCGUUCAGAGUUAAAGAGGAGGAGGAUGUUACUGUAAAAGAAGAGGAGGAGGAGAGAGAGGAAGAUGCAGUUUUUGGAGUGAAAGAGGAGAUGACUGUCAUAUCGAAAAAGGAGGAAGAGGAGGAGGAGACAGGAGACCUGAUUAACACCGGAGAGAGACGUGACUAUAGUGGAUCCUCCGGGGAGCCUCAACAACCUCAUGAUGCUGACGAGGUUGAGAAGAGUCUCUCCACGUCAGAACACAUCAAGAAACACCCGCGGAGAUUAAUCUAUUCAGCAGAACUUAAAAGACAUCAGAGAAUCAACACAGGAGAAAAAUCUCAUAGCUGUGAUCAAUGUGGGAAGAGUUUUGCUAAGGCAGGAGGCCUGGCAACACACCACAGAAUACACACGGAGAAAAACCGUACCACUGCUCCGACUGUGGAAUGA